This is a messenger RNA of Serpula lacrymans var. lacrymans S7.9, 553 nucleotides long. RefSeq lists its product as uncharacterized. Gene Ontology annotation, cellular component: chromosome, telomeric region. Gene Ontology annotation, molecular function: DNA binding. NCBI's taxonomy places the organism in Eukaryota, Fungi, Basidiomycota, Agaricomycetes, Boletales, Serpulaceae. Gene Ontology annotation, biological process: telomere maintenance. The transcript has 2 exons. The annotation marks the transcript as partial. The record is from RefSeq and is a predicted model, not a curated record.
AAUAGGCGUCGUGACUUCCGUCAGAUCUGCUGUACGGACUCGUUCAAACGAGUGGUCUGUAUCUUUUACUAUCGCAGACUUUUCAAACCUGGGAGCGGAUCAAGGAUUAGGAUAUUUGCAGAAUGAAGGUUUGGCAGUGAAUUGUUUUCAAGACAAAUACCUUGAAUGGCUACCUUCGCCUUCGGUUGGGGACGUCAUCAUCUUACGCAGGUUAAAAGUAAAGUUAUUUUUUACACUUCUACAUCACCGUGUCCAUGUGCCAUCUUCGUACAUCGAUUUCAAUUUUACUAACCUAGACCCACCCCCGCUAGGUUUCCAACUUUCGAGGUACCACGAUGAUUGCUAUUGGCUAUAACGACAAACUCCGAUGGACCCAUUUUAAUGCGGAGACGCGCGUUGCAUACCACGGAGAUAGGGGAAAUGCGCCCGAGUCGGAAAGGACUGAUAAUGGUUUUGGAUAUGAAUACUCGCCGUUCUGGACUCCACAAGCAAUUGAAAUUGACUACUGUAACCGACUUGUCGACUGGUGGCAGGAUUUACAACGGUUUUUAGG